AGAUAAUCCUUCUUGGCCAGGAUAUUUUUAAGGGAUGAACUUCUUUUAUUUGAUUCGAUAGUUUCUUUCAUACCCCUCUGUCGAGAUGUCCUCUCUCGCCGCGCAAUUGUCGCAGAUUGCGGCAAAAUCAACGAACGAACUCGAUCUUAAAGCGCAGAGAAUAUCUCAUUCACAAUCCUUGAUUUUCGAUAGAAAGGUUGCUGGAUCACAAGACUUUGAUACUAUCUAUCAAAUAUGCUACGAGGGCUUUCAAGAGCUAUGUCUCUUGGACAGGAGAUUUGCCAAAUUCGAGCGUACGAUUUUCAGCGAGCAAAGCAAGAAUGAGGAUCGAACACAAAUGACGGCUGCCCAGAACGAAGAACUAGACGCAGUUCUUGAGUCUUUCCUUGCUCUGGUUGGAGGGAGACUACUGCUGGCUCCUGCAGUUAAGGCAGUCGAUUGGCUUGUGAGGCGUUUUCGGGUGCAUGAAUACAACGCCUCAUGUGUUAUUCUCACAUUUCUCCCGUAUCAUACGACUCCACUAUUCUUGAAUUUGAUGUCCAUUCUUCCAGACGACCUUACGUCGACUUUCAAAGUGCUUAAUCCGUACAAGCGGAGCGAGAUCAAUCCUCCUCGACACCCCAUUCUCCACAGUGCGAUAACAAACAAGCAUUUCUUCUCGGCAUUGAACAGCUACGUUUUUAAAGUGAGCAGGCAGCAGGCGCAUCACCAUGCACUGCUGGCGUUCUGGGCGGGGAUCAUGACGGAGGCUGUGGCUUCAAUGUUGGAUUCAGCACGCUCUGGGCGGAAAGAGAUCGAAAAGCAAAAGCACGAAGAUAUAUUGUUGCGAGUUCUUCCCGUUCUGAACGAUGUAUUCUCUAUGAAGAAGGUUUCAGAGUUGGUUAUUGGUGGAUACAUGGUUUCUGUGGUUCUCGCGCAGAAGGUUGCUCUUGAAGAUAAGGUGUUGAACGGUCUUAUGGAAGCUGUUGCAGGAUCCUGGACUGAGGAAACAAUUACCUCUGGUCUCAUAUGUCUAUCUGUUCUCGCAGAGCACAAAUCCGACGUCAAGCUGCCAAAGAGAGUUUUUAUGGCCAUUCUCCGGUUGGAAGAUCCGAUCAAACUGUUAUCCGACAUUGCAAUGCAGUACCACGCAUCUCCUCUACUGCUCGGGGUUGUCGCUGGAUGUGUGGAGGAAUUAAACAAACAGGACACCGUGCGACUUGACUUACUAUCCGCCAUAUUACAGAGCAAAUUGCUGGGUGAAUCGGACACGGGCAAAGGCAUGGCCAUGAUCCUCCAUGGAGUCAGUGAUGCCCAUAAGAACGGCAUAUUGUCACUGGAUGCCCAAACGUAUCUGGCAGACCUUGUUCAGCAGUUCAACCGCUCCGAUUACCUCCAGCCCAUCUUCCAGAAGACUCUGGCAGAAUCCCCCUUUGAUGCUGCUUCUUUGGAACACAACCUUCAAACGAUUAUCGAAGCUUUGCCUGAACCUCCUGCAGAAGAAGACGUAGAAAUGAAGGACACAACCUCUAAUCGUGAAGAAGAACAGGAUGUUUUCACUCCAGCACUGGAAUCCUUGGCUGCUGAAAGUCUAUAUGAUUCCUCCUUCCUUGAAGAACAGUCUAUUCCCCUAUUUGACAAGCUUGUUCAGGCCUUUGCCUUGGCUAUUGGCUCGGAGAAUAGAAUCAAUUCCUUCGUCAACCUUCCAAUUCUCGGGAAGGCUGUGGCUGCUGAAAACCCCGCAUUCCUGUCCUUCUUUGUUAGGGUCUUUUCGGGACCAUACCCUGUCAGCGUGAGAGCCCAGGCACUCAACGUCAUCUCCUUCUUGCUUUCCUCGGGCCCAUCUGUCAAUCCCGAUCUCCAGGCUAUGCUACCUUUCCUGCUUGUUAGUCUUGCGGAUGCCUCAGGUAGGAUUCGCCGGGAGGCUGCUGGGCUUUUGACCAUUCUCGGCAAUCUCUAUAAGAAAAACAAAAAGGAGGAGGGCCAGUCAGGGAACGCUAAGGCCUCCCAAAUCUUGUACGGGCAAGGCAAAAUAUCAAACAACAUAUCGUGGCUCUCCAUCCGUGAUGCUCACAAGAUCCUAGAGCGAGCCCUGCUUCCCGAUCUGGAAGAGUACGUCCUGGACUCAGCCCAUGUUGGUAAAGUCCUAGUGAGAACCCUGCGAGGAUCUGCUGCCCCUGAAGGCUCGAGCGCAAGUGAACUGAAGAAAUCUCUUCGGCUGAGCUUCUUCACAUUUCUCUGCUCCCAUGCUGUCCAAUUGCCGCCAUUUGCCUUUAGAUUUGGUUUAUUAAAACUUCUCAACAACGUUGACAAGGCCGGUGGUUCCACUCGUACGAAGGAACUUCAACCUGUCCUAGAAAAGUGGCGCGGCUUAGAUGACAAGGAAAUUCAAGUAAUAUGUGAGAAGGAACACAUUUCUCCCUCUGAUGCUGAGCAGCAAAUUGCGGGAAUUGUCACGCCUAAGGAUAAGGAUGCUGUCUCAAUUAUCUUUUCUAGUAUCAAAUCUGGCGACUCUGGUUCCUUGAGACCGUCAUUCAUAACGGCAAUUCUUGGCCGCUUGAAAGACAUCUGGGCUAAGAUUCCAGAAGAUCGACAGCACCUGGCUGCGGAUAAGUUGCUGGAGAUAUCUCUUGGUCCAUCUACAGGUGAUUCGUCACUGGCUGACAAUUGCAAAGAGGUUCUCCGUGCUGUUGAGCUUCCUGGAAGUGUUCUCGUUCAUUUCCUGCGAGAGAUUCCGGCAUCCCUUACCGAUGUUGACAAUCUUGGGCCGGCACCCAAGCGACGCCGCACCAGCCAGACUAACAUGGUCGCUAUGACCGUCAAAGAUGAUGCGGAGUUCAGGAAACUUAUGGAGAAGAUGACUUUCAUCCUGGAGCUUGUGGAUAGCUCUACGCCGGAAGCUCAUCCAGAAUUGGCUGACGGGUUAUUCCAAACCCUUGCAGCCCUUCAUCACUUUAAGACCCAAAUUCAUUCUGGGAUGAGUUACCUACUUAGCUUGACCCUGGGCAGUCUUCUAGCCAUUGUUAACAGAUCUAAGGGGGUUUCAAAACCUCAGUUUGAUACGUCAGUUAUCCGGGCUGAUUUGGUUGUGGACUGCGUUCGAACAACAGGGAGCCCGCAAGUACAGAACGUGGCUCUUCUUCUUGUCGCAGGACUCUCCGUUAUUGCGCCGGAGUUAGUUCUCCAUAGCGUGAUGCCCAUCUUCACAUUCAUGGGCACCAGUGUACUCCGGAAAGACGACGAGUACUCCGUUUCAGUAAUUGACCAGACGAUAGACCAAGUUGUUCCAGCUCUCAUCCAGUCAUUACGGAAUCAGAAGCGUGAUGUUGUCUCUGGAACUUCGGAGCUGCUUCUGAGUUUCACCGCUGCAUUCGAGCAUAUUCCUUCUCAUCGCCGCCUGCGACUCUUCCACGCUUUAAUAACGAAGCUCGGAACACAGGAUUUCCUGUUUGCCGUAAUAGCGAUGCUCGCGAACAGGUAUGCGAUGGACAAGGAUGUUUUGACCUUGAUGAUCGGUUUGGUGUCGGAUGCCAGUGCCGUUGUCGAACUCAUUACGUAUAGCAAGUAUUUGAACCUAGUCAGCGAUUCGCUUAAUCCGAAGCCCGGCAUUUCACAAGUUCUACUUGGAAUUGGAGGCGGCGAGGGACGCGAACCUCAGAAGGUCGCUGUUGACUUGCUGCGAGUUUCGGGACACCUUUUUAAGCACUCCUCACUCAAGGUAAAGAUGGCAAGGACUUUCGCUUCGGGAGAUACCGAGGCAUCAGAUCAAAUCCGCGUCUUUUUCUCGCGCAUUUUGGAACAGAUUUUGCGCAUUGGCGACAUCACACAGGACAUGAAGCCUGUCAAUCAAGCUUGUGGCGAUGUUCUUAGCGCCUUAUUUGGCACCUUGUCUCUUGUUGACUUCCUUGAUACUAUCGAAAUUCUGCUUCAACGACCAAAUGAUGACCUUCGGCGCAAGGUCCUUCGGCUGUUGGAGAACCGACUGCGUCUCAAUCCUGAGCGGGAUAGUGAGUCGCAGAAUCGGGUUCUGGACUUCUUGCCCAUUUUGGUGCGCAUCGUCGAAUCAUCACCAGAUAUUCUGCUCAAGCACGCUGCCGUUGCCUGUAUCGAUCGCAUUGCCGACAAGUAUGGCAGAAAAGAUCCUUCAAAGGUUAUGGAUGCUGCCAAGGUCGUUGCUAGUGAAUCCUGCAUUGGCUUGGAGGAUGGUCGUAUCCGCAUAAUGGGUGUGCUGUGUCUCGCAUCGCUGGCCGAAGUACUCGGACAGGCUAUGAUCCCUGCACUCCCUGAAACUCUCAAACGGUCUCUGAACUUGUUGGAGCUAAGUCUCGAGGAGGGUAAGGAGAACUCAAGACUGCAUGAUGCUGUGUUCUCCUUAUUCUCUGCCCUCUUCAUCAAUCUUCCCUUUAUGGUCUCGGGGGCUCAUUUGGACAAGAUUCUCAUCCUAUCGUUCAAAUCUGCCAACUCCGACCUUGAUGAGAGCAGUGACGAUAGUCGCCAGGAAACGUUGAGAUUGAUGGCCAGGAAGCUCGAUGUUGGUACGACAUUCGCUACCAUUGACCGCAACUGGCAGCAUGCUACGCAGGCGGGCCCAAUAGCCACGAAAGAAGCGCUUGAAGUUGUCCGUCUUGCAAUCGAAAAGCAUCCAAAGUCUGCCACUAUCAAGAACGUUGGAGUCUUGUCAAAUGUUCUUUUCAAGGCGUUCGAUUUGCGACGGGAGCAAGUCGUUCUUGGAUCCGAAGCGGUUUUUGAUGCACCUGACCUCGAAGAGAUAGAGGAGACGGUCAAUCAGGUCGCCAUAAAUAUGAUAUAUAAGCUGAACGACACGACGUUCCGUCCGAUUUUCGUCAAGUUCGUUGAAUGGGCUACGACGGGCUUGCCGACGAAAGAUGUUCAAGGCAGAAUGUCGCGCCUCACGACAUUAUACAAAUUCCUGCAGGUUUUCUUUGGCACUCUCAAGUCCAUCGUUACCGGAUAUGCAAGCUACAUCAUCGAGAAUGUCGUCGAAGUCCUUGCCAAAGCUAACCCAACCGACAAAACCACUAAAACGCUCUGGUUGGCGACAAUGCGCAUGCUCCGCAGUGCGUUUGAACAUGACCAAGAUGAAUUCUGGCAAUCCCCCUCCCACCUCACACAGAUUUCGAGUCCUCUAAUUUCCCAAAUCGCCCACGCAACCAACUCCUCCACCGCAUCUAUCGUCAUUUCCGAGGCCAUCCCGGCUAUUACGGAACUUGCCGUUGCGGCAGACUCCACGGACAAUCACAAAGAGCUCAAUUCGGCGCUGAUGAAAUUCCUCCGGCCCUCGUCAGGACCCAUUUUCACCUCAGUGGCGGGAGGUGAGAACCCACAUACUCGCUUCGCGGCUUUGAAGGCCGAGCAGGCCCUCACGGAGCAGCUUGGUGAGGAAUGGCUUGCUCUUCUCCCGGAGAUGCUCCCGUAUAUCAGCGAGUUGAUGGAGGAUGAGGAUGAGAAUGUCGAGCGGGAGGUAAGGAGGUGGGUAAAGCAGAUUGAGGAUGUUCUCGGGGAGAGACUGGAUGAUAUGUUGACAUAG
Messenger RNA from Monascus purpureus, 5527 nucleotides. The record is from the annotation of a GenBank genome assembly. Lineage: Eukaryota; Fungi; Ascomycota; Eurotiomycetes; Eurotiales; Aspergillaceae.